UCGGGAAAUACUCGGCGGGCAACAGGAAAAGUGACACCAUGCGAGAUUCAUCCCACGAUAUUUGGCAGCUUUAAAAAUCUAAAUAGCAAAAAAUAGGUUAGAAAACAUUGCGGACUAUAACUGAAUAGGUCCGGAUUUGUUUGGAAAAGGCGACGUUUUUGUCGAAGUAUGUUUUGAGUAAAGAUAAGACUGCGUAUUUGGCUCGCACGCGUGCAUCUUUCAAAGCUAGCUAGCUGUAAUUCUGGGUUGCUCGCUGAACCCCUUGAUGAGUGGAUGAAGUUGGUGAUAAAUGUGUGCCUCUUAAAAUAAAAUGUCUGGCUUUAACUUUGGAUCAGGGACUCUUGGUUCCACCAACGCGGGCGGAGGAUUCACAUUUGGGGCAGUAACCAGUGCACCUGCAGUCAGUACUGGUGGCUUCUCUUUCGGGAGUGCUUUGGGUACAGCAGCCCCCACUCCUGCUUCCACCACCAGCACCACCCCGUCUCUUGGCCUAGGAGGCAGUCUCUUUGGUCAGAAACCUGCUGGAGGAUUCUCUUUCAACACACCUGCCUCAAGCGCUGCUGCACCCACCACAGGCCUUACAUUAGGUGCCCCAGCCACUACAUCUGCCUCCACCGGCUUUAGCUUGGCGUUCAACAAGCCCACUGCCUCAGCGACACCUUUCUCCCUCACCACCACCUCUACCACCUCCUCGUCAGCUCCUGCUGGGGCAGGUUUAACAUUUGGCUCUGUCCUGACAUCCACAGCUCCGCAGCAGCCUGCAGCCACAUCCUUCACCCUUGGUCUUGGCGCCACAACAAACACCACAGCAGCCUCAACAGGCCCAUCGCUGGGUGGGGGUCUCUUCUCCAGUACUGUGUCUACAGGUUUGGGUCAGACUACUCUUGGAGGAGGUGGGUUAACGUUGGGUUCUCUGUUAACUACCUCCACAACAGCAUCAGUAGCUCCUGUCCCCAGUAUUGGCCUGGGUGGUGUCGACUUCAGCACUUCUUCUGAGAAUAAGAGCGACUCAUCAUCUGGAGCCAAUGCACAGGACAGUAAAGCUUUAAAAGAUGAGAACCUGCCGCCAGUCAUUUGCCAGGAUGUUGAGAAUUUCCAAAAAUUUGUGAAAGAGCAGAAACAGGUUCAGGAGGACAUCAGCAGGAUGUCAUCUAAGGCCAUAUCUAAGGUCCAAGAUGACAUCAAGAACCUCAAACAGCUUCUCUCUGUCAGUGCCAGUGGUCUACAGCGCCAAGCUCUGGCUAUCGACAAACUAAAGCUGGAGACUGCACAGGAGCUGAAAAAUGCUGACAUAGCACUGCGUACGCAGAAGACUCCCCCUGGGCUUCAACACGAGAACACUGCUCCAUCCGAUUAUUUCCGCAGCCUGGUAGAGCAGUUUGAGGUGCAGUUGCAGCAGUACCGGCAGCAGAUAGAAGAGCUGGAGAACCACCUGACAACGCAGAGCAGUGGCUCCCACAUCACUCCUCAGGACCUGACGUUGGCCAUGCAGAAAUUGUACCAGACAUUUGUUGCACAGGCUGCUCAACUCCAGUCAGUUCAUGAAAAUGUCAAGAUCUUGAAGCACCAGUACCUUUCUUAUCGUCGGGCCUUCCUGGAGGACUCCACAGACGUCUUUGAGUCCAAACGGGCGUCCAACAGGAAGUGGCAGAGUACGCCCCGAGUCACAACAGGGCCUGCACCAUUCUCCAGUGUGCCCAACGCUGCAGCGGUUGCCAUGGCAGCCACGUUGACCCAGCAACAGCAGCCAACUCCAGGGACCCAGGCACCUUUGGGGGGAGGGUUUGGAAACCCCUUUGCCUCGGCAGUGGGCACUAGCUUGGGCUCAUCUACCCUUGGAGGUUUUGGUGGUGGGCCAGGAUUUGGUGGGGUGGGGACUGGGGGGUCGUCUUUUGCCUUCUCCUCCACCAGUAAGCCCACAGGAGGCAGUCUGAGUGCAGGUUUUGGUAGCAGCAGCAGCUCAGGCUUCAACUUCAGCAACCCUGGUAUCAACCCCUCGGCCGGCCUGACCUUUGGGGUGUCUAAUCCACCUGCUGCAGGCUUUGGCACAGGAGGGCCUCUUCUCCAGCUCAAGAAGCCCCCUGCUGGUAAUAAAAGAGGCAAGAGAUAGAAUCAAGAAAAGACAGAAUCCCCGUGACUGACCAGCUGGCCACCUUGGGGUUUGUAUUGGGCAAGGCCUGGUCUCCCAAAAGCAUGUAAGCGCUACAUUAAUCAUUAUCCAAUUACUCUGCAAAGAACAUGUAAAUUUGAGGCAAUCACAAGGGAUGUGAUUUAACACACCGGCAAACAGCAACGCAGGAUCAUCCAUUUAAAAUCAUUUGGAGGUAAAUCCAAUUGACCACACAGCAUUAUCUGUCUCCCAUACACUGGUCUGUAUUUACAUUGAUUUGAUUUCUUUUCCCAAAUUACUGAUAGAUAAAGUUGCCCUCAUUCACAUGUUCCUCUUAGAUCCAUUUAAACAGUGAAAUUAUAUUACUUGGGUCUUAAUUCUCAGUAACUGUGAACUGGUAUAGUAGACAGUGUAUGAAAAGGUAAAUAAAGGUGUUUCGUUAAGAAAGCUGUUUGUAUAACUUUAAAUAUGAGUUUGCCCAUUUGCAUUGCCUCAAAAAGUUGCACCCUAUGAUCUGUAGCACUACAAUGCUUUUGGGGUUGCCAGCCGUGGACAAGGCUGGGUCAGUAACACAUCAUUUCAGAUGUCUAUGAGGAAUUCCUUUAGUCUGAAUCUUUUACAAAACAAGAUAUGUUUUUGCGCUUUAAGGUGGACAGUGCAGUUGGUUCCACUGUAUUACACAAACUUCUCAUAAAACUGCACUUGAAGGCCUCUCAAAUGAUGACUUGGCCCAAGUCUCGUCCAGGGAAGGGUAAGAUAAGGUAAGGGACAAGAGGCUUAUUGGGUAAUAGUUGGUUGGGAACAGUGGGGAGUAUUAUUUGAUUCUAGAUAGUUUUAUAGGCACAGGAGUGUGUCCAAGGUGGGGUUUUGGGGAAGCACAGUUUUAUUUUUGUAUCGAGUGGAGAAAGAGACCUUCGGGAGGGGUAAAAAAAAAAUUAAAGGGGGACUAGCACCUCGGGAUAGUCCAUUAUCUAGUCCACAUAACCUGUGUUGUUUUUGCUAGACUCCAUCCUUAUCAUUGUUUAAUAAUUACUUUGUAAACAUAUUUUGUUUGCCCUGUGUACCACUGUAGGACCUUGGGGGAGGAAGACACUGUGCUGUUUGUGUAACAUGGUUCCCAUUAGAUAUUAAGUUAGCUGAAUCUGAAAGGGAUUUCACAAGCAGAUUCUGCCUAAUCAACUCGAUUUAUACAUGUGCUAGAAGAAAUUUGCACUUGCCAGUGUAUGUGACCUGACAGUAAUUGUGUGAAUGUGCAUGUGUGCUUAUUGCAUAAGUAUGAAUUUUGUCUCUCUGGUCUAUCAUAGUUGCUCGACUUCUUUUGCAGUUGGGGAGGGGUGGGGGGUAUUCAUCUUUUUUUAAAUUGUCCAUAUCAGUUCUGAUACCAAAUACUGGUAAUUGUACUAUUAUUUUCUAAUCACAGUCUGUGUAAACCUGUAUUUUCAAGAAGCUGUUUAAUAAUAAAAUCUUCAAUAUGAUGUUUUGCCCGUUUACGGCAUUACUUCAAUAAAUGUGUGUGUUGAC
Messenger RNA from Toxotes jaculatrix (banded archerfish), 3631 nucleotides. It is a transcript of the gene nup58, whose product is annotated as nucleoporin 58. The transcript has 14 exons. Gene Ontology annotation, molecular function: structural constituent of nuclear pore. The record is from RefSeq and is a predicted model, not a curated record. Gene Ontology annotation, cellular component: nuclear pore. Lineage: Eukaryota; Metazoa; Chordata; Actinopteri; Toxotidae. Gene Ontology annotation, biological process: nucleocytoplasmic transport. The coding region runs from base 311 to 2110 and encodes 599 amino acids.